AUGAGUCGGGUAUUCGACUAUGGCAGUCCUCCGCCGGAGAAAAAAACCAAAAUCAACUCAUGCCGAGAGGCUAUGUUCGGUGAAAGAGCACGAAAAUGGGCAUUUUUCUUUAUUGUUGCAUUUCUCGCCUGCUUGACCAUCAAGGACGUCGUCGAUUUGGUACUUGAGUAUAUGGAUGAGCCGAAGGAAUCCGAUAUGAAUAUCGUAUUUAACGAUUCGAUGACUAUGCCUAAUGUCACAUUCUGUAUGUCAAAAAAACAAGCAUGGAGUCAUUUUAAACUGAAUGAAAGUGCUUCGGUUGAUGAAUGGGACAUGAUAGUCGACGAAGCUUUGGCAAAUAUGACAGAUCAUGACAGUUUCAUGGCAACAUUGUGGGAUUAUCGUCUUGUUAUGGAAGCUUAUGAUAUGAUUGCCACCUACAACAGUCUCGAACGUGAAACAACGGCUCAUGGUUCAGCAAGGUCCAUUAAUAUCUAUCGAGUAUCACCUCGACUGGCUGGGAAACGAAAAACCUUUAAAAAAUGGAUUGAAGUGCUGCAGUCACGGAAUAUUACCUUCGAGGAGUUCACUCAGAAGACCGGCACAGAAGUCCUCCGACGUUCGAUGCAGCGUUUCCAACGUACCACUUUCAAUGAAGAUUUGGUCAUCAAAACCAAACUGAGAACUUCGUGGAUCUCUCAAAUGCAGAUAUGCUUUCAACCGUUGUUCGACGAGGACAACUUCUAUGCCAUAGAAGAUCAAGGAAAUUUCUUCACAAUGCUUUUAUCUCAUAACGCUGAAAACCUCGAUGGAGAACAUCUGGAGUGCAUGAGUGUUGAUUUCCACGGACGCCCUUCAUCACUUAACCGAUUCAUGGAGGGUAAAGGGCGAGCCAGAGACGGUUUCACUUUUGAGCUAUGUGCUGGUCAACGUCAUGAGGUCACUGUCGAAGUUCGGGCACUGUAUCAGAUGCUCGAGAACGACGAGCCUGGAACGGCCUGCCGCGAUGUUGAGGACGGCGAAGACAGUGAAUUUGACUGCCGAUCUCGGUGUCGCAUGCAGAUGAUUCGGGACAUGUGCCAGUGCACGCCACUCUCCCUUAGCUACCUUGUCGAUGAUCUGGACAAGUUCCCACUGUGUGACUACACGAAGUGUGAAGUUGACGUACAACAGGGUAAUUACUCUGAUUCGGAAUGUUCCAAGAGCUGUUUUCGCGAUUGUCGACAAAUUCGAUACGAAAUCGAUCAUGAAGUGCAAGGGAGAAUGGUCAGGCCUGAUUUGACGCUGAUCAACUUAAACUGGGGUUCGUUCGAGUACCUCACCAUGGAACAACAAUGGAAAUACUCGAUUACUGCGUUUAUUGCCGCACUUGGAGGUUCUAUUGGGAUGUGGCUUGGAUUGAGUAUACUCUCUUUAAUUCAGGUGAGCACUUUUAAAGGUUUUCUUUGA
This is a messenger RNA of Haemonchus placei, 1428 nucleotides long. Lineage: Eukaryota; Metazoa; Nematoda; Chromadorea; Rhabditida; Trichostrongylidae. The record is from the annotation of a GenBank genome assembly.